Molecule: messenger RNA, 1190 nt
Organism: Nomascus leucogenys (northern white-cheeked gibbon)
Lineage: Eukaryota; Metazoa; Chordata; Mammalia; Primates; Hylobatidae
Gene: CDK5
Product: cyclin dependent kinase 5
Biological process (GO): synaptic vesicle transport; neuron apoptotic process; axonogenesis
Cellular component (GO): nucleus; cytoplasm
Molecular function (GO): ATP binding; cyclin-dependent protein serine/threonine kinase activity
Source: RefSeq, a predicted model, not a curated record
AGAAGGCCCUGCGCGGGCAGGCGGGGCGGGGCUCGAGGCUCAGGUGCCGCCUCCUCUGCAACGCCGGGGCCAGAGUCUUAAAACCGAGGGCCCGCAGGGGUCCCCGCGGCCGCCGCGAUGCAGAAAUACGAGAAACUGGAAAAGAUUGGGGAAGGCACCUACGGAACAGUGUUCAAGGCCAAAAACCGGGAGACUCAUGAGAUCGUGGCUCUGAAACGGGUGAGGCUGGAUGACGAUGAUGAGGGUGUGCCGAGUUCUGCCCUCCGGGAGAUCUGCCUACUCAAGGAGCUGAAGCACAAGAACAUCGUCAGGCUUCAUGACGUCCUGCACAGCGACAAGAAGCUGACUUUGGUUUUUGAAUUCUGUGACCAGGACCUGAAGAAGUAUUUUGACAGCUGCAAUGGUGACCUCGAUCCUGAGAUUGUAAAGUCAUUCCUCUUCCAGCUACUAAAAGGCCUGGGAUUCUGUCAUAGCCGAAAUGUGCUACACAGGGACCUGAAGCCCCAGAACCUGCUAAUAAACAGGAAUGGGGAGCUGAAAUUGGCUGAUUUCGGCCUGGCUCGAGCCUUUGGGAUUCCCGUCCGCUGUUACUCAGCUGAGGUGGUCACACUGUGGUACCGCCCACCGGAUGUCCUCUUUGGGGCCAAGCUGUACUCCACUUCCAUCGACAUGUGGUCAGCCGGCUGCAUCUUUGCAGAGCUGGCCAAUGCUGGGCGGCCUCUUUUUCCUGGCAAUGAUGUCGAUGACCAGUUGAAGAGGAUCUUCCGGCUGCUGGGGACGCCCACCGAAGAGCAGUGGCCCUCUAUGACCAAGCUGCCAGACUAUAAGCCCUACCCGAUGUACCCAGCCACAACAUCCCUGGUGAACGUUGUGCCCAAACUCAAUGCCACAGGGAGGGACCUGCUGCAGAACCUUCUGAAGUGUAACCCUGUCCAGCGUAUCUCAGCAGAAGAGGCCCUGCAGCACCCCUACUUCUCCGACUUCUGUCCGCCCUAGGCCCCAGGACCCCCGGCCUCCAGGCUGGGGCCUGGCCUAUUUAAGUCCCCUCUUGGGAGGGGCGAGACGGUGGGGGUGCCUGGUGCGCUGUGCUCCAGCAGUGCUGGGCCCAGCCGGGAUGGGGUGCCUGAGCCCGAGUUUCUCACUCCCUUUGUGGACUUUAUUUAAUUUCAUAAAUUGGCUCCUUUCCCACA